GUACGGGCAGUAAGCUACGAACGGUCCGGUAAAGAUCACAAACGCGUUAUGUUUUACCUCAUACGCAGCAUCGUGUAACACACGAACGAUUGCUCUGGGCGACAUUUGGAUGUCUACAUCCGGACAUUCAAGCAGAUUUCCUCAGUGAUUUAUCUAUAACUUCGGGCGUGCACAUACUGUAUAACAAUGUACCAGUUGUAUUCGAUAUCUGACUCAACAAUAUAGGCGCGAAAAGACUUUAAUAGACGGCACGCGUGGGCACCAGGCCGCAUGAAAUACCGAGGCUUCAUAAAAUUUGGCAUGUUCGCACAGUGCUUUGGGUAUAGUAAUUGAAACCGUUAAUUUAUAACGAAAUUUCGUGUUCAUAACGAUACGAAUAUAAUGUUAUAUGGUUACAACAUUAACAGGUUCGAAAUGACCAACAUUAACAGGAACAAAAUAUAACGAAACUAAAAUUGUAAAAGUUUUCUUCCCGCGUGUAAUGAUUUACAAUAGUUCAGGCAGGUCAAACGUUACGGCCCAAUCGUUUCAUCCAAAUUAUUAUUGCUACUAAUUAACGUUCAAAUAUACAGAACGGUUUUUUAAUCAAGAUGAGAGGUUCGACACUACAACAUUUUUAAUCAAUUGUCUGUAAUACAUCUGUUAUCCGCAUUAAAAUACAAAAUGUUUGUCGAAAAACUUUCAGAUUAAUUUCGAAGUAUAAAUCUUUAUUGCGAAUACAAGUUAAUGUUUUAAAGAGUUAAAAAGUAAAUAUUUGAUGGAGAUUGAAAAACUCGUCUUAAAAAGGUAGUUUUUUAUUUUAUACAAAACCAUGUACAAGUUUUAAUGAAACAGAAUCUAGCGCUUGGAAUAAAAAAAGGUUGUAGGCAUGGAUCACAAGUCAGCGUGGCAUUGCAAUGCGCCCAACAAGAGUCCCGACUUCGAUUCCAUGUUGCAAGGACUUAUGGUAGAAGAUCCACAAGUCGUAAAAUCAAGAACGGAGCCGGUGAUGUGCGAUUUCUUCGAGGCGACCGGAUUGGCACCAAGACCGGUCGAACAAAAUCUGAGCAAUCACCACCAUCCGGACGAUUCGCAGGAGCCGCCGUGGUUCGAAAUGAAUGAGGUGGUGGAUCCAAAUAUGUUUUCUCCAAUAGAGGAUCAGUCGUUGCAGGUGACUCACGUCAAAGUAGAAGCUCCCGAGGCCAACAGCCCCGAAUAUCAAAGCGUGGCCAGUCCCGGACUAUAUACCCCGUCGUACCUGCACGUGCACUAUCAUCAUCAUGAUCACCAUCACCAACAGCAUCAUCACCAUCACGGGUAUUUCCCAAGAGUGGCGCCCAUGACGCCUCCUAUUUCGGAGCCGGGAUCUCCGGGCAAACGUCGGACGCCACCACCUCCCUAUCCGGCCCGGUCGACCGUGCAAAGAACGAUAAAGUUCAAUCGGCGAAACAAUCCCGACUUGGAAAGGAGGCGGACACACCACUGUAACUUUGGAGGAUGUAAUAAAGGUUACACGAAGAGUUCGCAUCUAAAAGCACACCAAAGAAUACAUACAGGUGAAAAGCCGUACAGGUGCACGUGGUCGGCGUGCGAGUGGAGUUUCGCCCGUUCGGACGAGUUGACUCGUCAUUACAGGAAGCACACGGGCGACAAGCCGUUCCGGUGCGAAGUGUGCGAGCGGUGCUUUGCUAGGUCUGACCAUUUGGCGUUGCACAAGAAGCGCCAUCAACCCAAAACGAUGCAGCACCAACAGUUGGAAUUACCCAUGGUGGCGGCAGUCAAAGCCGUCGCCGUUGACCAACACCAGCUCCAACUGCAGCACCACCAGACUCAGCUGCAACAGCACGCACAGCAACAUCACCACCAUCAGCAGCAGCAGCAGCAGCAGCAGCAACAACAAAAACACAACAUGAUGAUUUUGAACGGCGGCGGUUUAGCGGUUCCCGGCGACAACUCCGUCAGACAAAUGGUGUCCGUGUGAAAUUCCUAGUUUUGUAGAAUUUUCAAAAAUAUCGUUUCUGUGCCGAACGUGCCGUUGGUUUUUCCGCGCGGGCACUUUUGACCCGCGUCGGUUUUUCGGUGCAGGAAUUUCGUCUCCGCGGUCGACAAUGACACCUUAACGAACGGCCAUUGUGCGCUACAGUGUGAAAAAUGUACACGAUACGUAAUAGCGAGAGUAGUAACAAAACAAAAAAAGAACGGAUAAGUGACGGGCAAACGGCUCCGGGCGACCUCGUCCAUACGGGUCAACUCCAGCACACGCUACGGCACUUAUCCUAAUGGCAAACGGUGAGCUUCGAGCGUGCGGCAUACAACACGGUAGUAGUGCUUAGAUGUAGUAGUCUCGGGUGUUAUUAUUAUUCACACAAUGGUGUGUUUAAGUAUUAUUCAUAGUUAUUAGCGACCAGUUGUAUGCGGUGGCCCACACGCUCUCACACGAUAAUAUAAAUAAUAAAUUGUAACAAGAAAUGUGUCCUAUUAUCGUUUUGAAACUAUUCGAUCGUCAUCUCCGGCCGUGAUUAAUGAGCGGCGCACUUGUGGCCUUCCACAACGAUCGGCUGAUUAAUAACCGAUUGUGAUCAGAUACCGGUAAGCUUGCAACGUUAGCUUACCUUAGCGCUACUAUGGCCCUUCUCCCCUCGAGUCUCCAUAAAGUUUUAUUAUAUUUUCACUUGCGAUUCUUAGCCUUUGCGUACCGUUUCCUAUGUAUUAUGUAAUUUUAGUUUUUAGUUUUUUGUAAUAUUAUUAAAAUGUCCCAAACUGGUUUGGAUUAUCUCUACGCAUUCGAAAUAAAAGUAAUACGGGAUUAAGUCAUCCUCUCGGUAUUGUUUUAUAUGUUCCAUUAUAAAUUAUUGAUAAUUUAUGUGUGUGUUUUUUCGUGCUAAGUACCAAUAGGUUGUAGUGUCGGGUUUUGUUACCGACAGUAUGUUAUUUUGUAAUAUAAAACAACGUAAAACGUUAACACGAAUGUACUACAGAUAUUAGAUAUCUUAAAUAUAAUUUUAUAGCAUUUUUUUUUUUUUUUUUCUAGAACUUAAGUGUGUUGUGUAUAUAACGGUAGAAAAACACACAAUUCCUCGUAUUCUAGCGAUAGUUGUAUUCAUAAUUUUUUUAGUGUUAUAAAACCAGCGUUUAAAAUUUGUUAUUUUGUUGAAUUUUUAUAGACGAAAAAAACAUUUUUCGACGUGUUAAAAAUAAUUUAUGUAUUUAUGAUUAAGCUAUCAUAAAUACUCCCCUACUCCCCAAACGUUUAAAUGUUUAUUCUUGAAACUCGCCUUUUACCUGUUAAUAGUCACUUUAAUACAAUUUUUAUUGCAUUAGA
This is a messenger RNA of Daktulosphaira vitifoliae (grape phylloxera), 3301 nucleotides long. Its product is annotated as Kruppel-like factor 1. The record is from RefSeq and is a predicted model, not a curated record. Gene Ontology annotation, molecular function: RNA polymerase II cis-regulatory region sequence-specific DNA binding; DNA-binding transcription factor activity, RNA polymerase II-specific. Gene Ontology annotation, biological process: regulation of transcription by RNA polymerase II. Bases 869 to 1960 code for a protein of 363 amino acids. Lineage: Eukaryota; Metazoa; Arthropoda; Insecta; Hemiptera; Phylloxeridae. The transcript is spliced from 5 exons.